Molecule: messenger RNA, 590 nt
Organism: Ichthyophthirius multifiliis
Lineage: Eukaryota; Ciliophora; Oligohymenophorea; Hymenostomatida
Exons: 3
Source: RefSeq, a predicted model, not a curated record
AUGGAAUAAGAAAGACAAUAUAUCUAAAAUUAAUUUAAAAACGAUAAAAAUAAUUUAAUAAAUUAAAUAAAUUUUAAUAAUGAAAAUAUAAAGCUAGACGAUAAAUAAAUUAAACUUUUAAAAGAAAAAAAAAACAUUACAAGAGAUAUGCUUAAACAGCAUUAUUUAUAAGAAUUAAAAAAAAAUAAAGGAUUAUAAAAUACUUCAAUGGUAUGGAUAACUAAAGCUCUUCUAAACAUAAAUGAAGAUGUGAAUUAAUCUGAAAUAUUUCCUUCAAUUAUUGACUAGUAAUCAGUUUCCUAUUUAAUUGAGUAUGCCUAAUCAGAAAUUAAUUACGAUGAAUUAACUUUUAUGUUAUAAAAAUAACAACUUCAAAAUAUCUCUUCAAGUAAAUUAGAAGAAAAUAAUUUUGAUAAAAAUUAUUUAAAUACAUAAUAUUAAUAUAAUAUUAAUACAAUAAAAAAUAAAGUAUCAAAAUUAGCUUAAUAAACUGUUAAAAUAAAAAAUCCAUUACUUAUAUAGAGUUCAAAAACUUCGAUUCCUAAUUUGGUUUGGGAAGAUACAGAAAGUGCUUAGAAGUCAAGUAAUGA